This is a messenger RNA of Teleopsis dalmanni, 783 nucleotides long. RefSeq lists its product as uncharacterized. Gene Ontology annotation, cellular component: nucleus. Lineage: Eukaryota; Metazoa; Arthropoda; Insecta; Diptera; Diopsidae. Gene Ontology annotation, biological process: maturation of SSU-rRNA from tricistronic rRNA transcript (SSU-rRNA, 5.8S rRNA, LSU-rRNA). The record is from RefSeq and is a predicted model, not a curated record. The transcript has 3 exons. Bases 81 to 665 code for a protein of 194 amino acids.
CAACAAAAACAACAGUGUUGUUGUCGCGAUUCACGUGCGAGGCACUUUUGACAUUUGUUUUGAAUCCAAGCAGAGCAAAGAUGUCACAGGUUGACGAAUUCCAACGAAAUUUUCGUUUAAUUGUUGAAAAGAUUUUUAAUAGUUGGCAAAAUUUACGUUUAGCGGUAGAACAUGGCAUGGGCGGACGUAAUGGUCAACAGGUAGCAAUACAAAUAAUGGACUACACUUACCAAUAUUGCGUUGGUAAUGAAAAUAUUACACAAGGUGAGCUCCAAGCUGUUAUAGAGGAAUUGAUGGAUCAAGAAUUCAAUACGCUGUGUGAUGACAAUUCUAUACAAGAAAUCUCGCGUAAUUUAUUACGCUAUAAACAGAUGUGUCUACAGAACCAAUACCAAAGUGUCGAAAAUGAGUUGAAAAAAUUGCCAAAUUGUAAAGAAUGGUUACGAAAUGAUGUCAAAAUUGCAUACACUCCCAUAGCGGGUGAAGACUCUUCCACUGAUGAAGAUGAUGGCAGCUCCGAUGAGGGAGAAAUGGAUAUCGAUGACUCUGACGACAAUGAAGCAGCCACAUCUAGCCGGGUGACACGGUCUCAAACUCGCAAACAGCAAGACGAUUUUGUGGAACCAGAACUUGGCUGGACAACUGUACGCAGUAAACGUAAAUAAAGCAAAAAUACCUAAAUAAAAACAUCUGAUAGAUAUUGUAUUAAAAAGUCGGGAAACACUAAUACCAUAAUACUAUAACUUUUAUAUCAUUACAGCAACUGAUAAAACUAAUAAUUAA